GCCCUUUCUUUGUCUCCGACUCAGACUUUCGACAUCGAUAGCUGUUACCUUUUUUAUUUUAAUUUAUUUCUCCUGUAUUGUUGAGGAUAUAUUUAUACAUAUAUCCAAAAUUUUUUGAUAUUGAAUGACAGUCGACUCUGAAAUAUUUAUGCCUAAAAGUAAAGCGCCAAAAAUGGAUGACCUGGACUACAUCCCUGUAGACCUGAGCCCAGAGGAGCGUUCUGAGCUGGAGGACAUCCGCAGGAGAAAGGGCAUCCUUUUGCAGGAGAUCCAGAGGCUCAGAGAGGAAUUAAGAGAGGCCAUUUUAGAAGUAGAGGGAUUGGAAACCAGCACAGAGGGAAGUAAAACACUCCAGAAAAGUAGGCAUGUUGCAAUGGGGAGGAAGAAAUUCAACAUGGACCCUAAAAAGGGUAUCACUUUUCUAGUGGAGAACGAACUGCUCAGACAUACAUCAGAGGACAUUGCUCAGUUCCUUUACAAAGGAGAAGGUCUCAACAAGACGGCUAUUGGAGAUUACCUCGGAGAAAGGGAUGACUUCAACAUCAAAGUUCUUCAGGCUUUUGUUGACCUCCAUGAGUUUACUGAUCUCAACCUGGUACAGGCCCUGAGACAAUUCCUGUGGAGUUUCCGUUUGCCUGGUGAAGCGCAGAAGAUUGACAGAAUGAUGGAGGCAUUUGCUCAGAGAUACUGCCACUGCAACCCCGGCGUCUUCCAGAGCACUGACACAUGUUAUGUGCUGUCAUUUGCCAUCAUUAUGCUGAACACCAGCCUCCAUAACCCCAAUGUGAGGGACAAACCUGGAGUUGACCGGUUCAUCUCCAUGAACAGGGGCAUCAACGAGGGGGGAGACCUACCUGAGGAGCUCCUUAGAAAUCUUUAUGAAAGCAUUAAGAAUGAGCCCUUUAAAAUCCCAGAAGAUGAUGGCAAUGACUUGACGCACACCUUCUUCAACCCUGACAGAGAAGGCUGGCUUCUCAAACUUGGGGGGCGAGUGAAAACUUGGAAACGUCGAUGGUUCAUUCUUACAGACAACUGCCUGUAUUACUUUGAAUAUACCACAGAUAAAGAACCACGAGGCAUAAUUCCACUGGAGAAUCUUAGCAUCCGUGAGGUAGAAGACCCCAGGAAGCCGAACUGCUUUGAGCUGUACAUCCCCAAUAACCGUGGGCAGCUGAUAAAGGCAUGUAAGACAGAGGCUGACGGGAGAGUAGUGGAAGGAAACCACAUGGUCUACCGUAUCUCUGCCCCCACACCUGAGGAGAAGGAUGAAUGGAUUCACAGCAUUAAAUCUGCCGUCAGUGUGGAUCCCUUCUACGAAAUGCUUGCUGCAAGGAAGAAACGUAUAUCGCUGAAGAAAAAGGAGGAGCAACCAUAAAGGUUUCCCUUCAUUUAUCUUUCCCUGUCUUCCUUUGAUGUCCUCAUCUCUCCUUCCAACACAGACUUGGUUUUCUCCCAACUUCUGCCUACAUGUGCGUAAGAUUUGUUCCCCAUCUCCUGUUUUCAGCACACCCUCUUCCCGCUGUGAGGACUCUUUGCUGUCCUGUCUGUAAGACGUUUGAAAGCCACAUUCAGAGUGAAGAACGCGCACACUCUGGCUGCCUUUUCACUUGGUUUUUACACUGCGCUGUGAUAUUUCACCCGACACACUAAAGCCAGAGUGCCCCCUUGUCCCAGCUUCAUACUACAAAACAAGUGAACUGUAAAAAUCUUCAGCUUUAUUCCCAGUAAUACAGGUCACUUUGCAAACACGUUUCCCCUCCCCUCACUGACACUAAAGCCUGGACUUUUUUUUUUGUAAACACCGCAGUUCUUGUGAAUUUAGGGAUCUAAUUAUUGUUGUUGCACUUUUUCCAAUGCGCUUGCUCUUGAAAGCACAAACAGAAAGUUGCUCGGCAGAACCGGCAUAACGCUGCUGGAAAAGCAGCUUGUGCAUGCCUUAUGAAGAUGUUUGGUUCAUGUAUUUUUCAUUUACAUGUGUAGAGUAGACUUUUGUAAAAUGAUCUGGUAACUGUGGUGUGAACAGAAAACCUUUGGGGGGAAAAACAUCUGCAAUAGUGUGAAUAUGACCUUUUCGGCGGUAGCAAAGCCUACACAUUUAUAUUUUUGAUGUUCAAUAAGAAGUUGCCUUUUGUCAUCAUCCUUAGCCCAGAUAAAAUGUGAAGUCAAGCAGUAAGAUUAAAUUGGUUUUCAGGGAGGUUUAAGCAAUCAGUUGAAGUCAGAAUGUUGAAACAAAAAGGCAAUUAAUUGACACUGGAUUGUGUUCACUUCUUCAUAGUAUCAUAGUUUUUAACAGAGAUAAAAGUUCACGUAAUCAGUGUUGGGUAGAAAACUGUAGCACCAGUCUGGGGGCUUGUUAUAACGCGGUACUGAGCAAACAAAUGGUUUUCUUCUUCUCUUAACUCGAGCAUUAUUCAGUGAACACUGGUAGGAGUAAUAACUGUCAGACAUUAAACUGUUAGGGUGAGUUUUAGAAAUCAUAAAGGCAGCUCAUUACAAUGUGUACUUUUCUGUAAAUACAUUAGUAUUUGUUUACAAUAUGCAUAGAAAAUAUUAUUUAUUCUUUCUUUUGUUGAAUCAGAUUUUUGUACAAACUACUGUAGGCCUGCAUGUUGCUAACCAAUGCAUCUCUGAUCAUGUUAGUGCACUGAUUUGAAGUAUUAUUAAUUCCUGUUGAUUUGAGGAUAAUCAGCAGUUUGAGAAUUCAACUAUUAAUGUUGAAGUUGAAUUGUGCACAAACUAAAUCAUCUUUAGUUAUUUUGACUUUUGAAAAUUAGAUGUUUCAGUUGUUUUGCUCUGGCUUCAUUGUUUUUUCCAGAUUCAGAAAAGUAGAAGCAGCAAACAUUUGUUGCUUCCUUAUUUAAACUUGAAAGCUUGAGGAACCUUUUUAUUUUAUGAAAUGGGGGAAGAAAUCAGUUGUACUGCAGAUAAAUAGCUAAUGUUUUGUUUUCAUGAAGCGAUAACACAGAGAACACUAAAUUCAGUUGUGUAAACCUUUUUCAAAUCUAAUGAAUCAGUAACUAUUUUCUUGCUAAAAAGACUGCUUUGCUUUACAUGUAACUCGAUAAGCUAGUUUGACUAGUUUUUAGAUUGUAGUAGGAAUAACAUCACUAUAACUGUCUACUGCACUUUACGCAUUUUGUUGUUCUGAAGAAAAUGCUGUUAUUUUGACUGACAGUACUCGCGCUCUGUAGCGUCGAUGAUCACACACUGUAAAAAGCUGAAGGAGGUGCUGUGAUCUGCGUACAGAUAUAAUGCCGCCACCUGGUCAGGUUCAGCUGUAGCGGAAGCCAUUUGGUAUUCUGACCCACAUAUGGAGCUUUAUUUGUUCACCUCGUGCACAUCAUUUUGUCUUACUGAUCACAAACGGUACAUUUAACGCUGCAGUAAGACUGGAACUUAAAGAUGCAGAUUUAGGGUACAAAAACAUUAAACUGACAAAUGCCUCACUUUAUAUUUGUAAUCAGUGCUUCUUCACAUCAGAUGUUAUGACUGUUUGUGGGUCUUUGCUUUCGGGAUAUUUUUGAAGUGCAAAGUUGCCAAAUUCAUAUGGGGGCAUCAAAUGUUUUCAUUUAACAAACACUGAAAUGAUCAAGUUUGAGCCAAAAAAUAUGGUUUCUGUGAUCCUGAGAGACGGCAAGCUGUAGUACAACCUUUUUAAGAAAAUGUUUAUUUUGUAUUUAUUUAUUUUUAUUGACUGUGAGGUGAAGAUGGGUAGAUCAUCUGUAAAUGUAGCAAAAGGAAAAACAUGAUACACACUGCUGCCAGUAAUCUACUGUGUAAUAAUAAAAGAUAAAUGGA
This is a messenger RNA of Thalassophryne amazonica, 3798 nucleotides long. Its product is annotated as cytohesin-2. The record is from RefSeq and is a predicted model, not a curated record. Gene Ontology annotation, molecular function: guanyl-nucleotide exchange factor activity. Bases 125 to 1375 code for a protein of 416 amino acids. The transcript has 12 exons. Lineage: Eukaryota; Metazoa; Chordata; Actinopteri; Batrachoidiformes; Batrachoididae. Gene Ontology annotation, biological process: regulation of ARF protein signal transduction.